UUUUGAUAUUACUGUUCUCAGUUUCAUACACAACAAAUUCAUUUUCAUAAAAUUGAAGGCUGGGCACUGACAUGGGCGUAUAAGAUAAGCUUUGAGGAAUAGAGCUGGCUGACAAUUACAUAAUACAACUAGUUGGAAUACAAUCCAAGAAAUUGAAUCGGUGCGAGGAAAUCCAAUAUGGAACCGAAAUAUUUUCAUUGGGCGGACUAUUUAGUUUUUGCCACAAUUUUAGUUCUUUCUGCAAUCGUUGGAGUUGUGGUUGGUCGCAAGCAAGAAGAUGCGGAUGAAUUUAUGCUCGCUAAAAAGAGCAUGGGAUUACUUCCUGUGGUGUUGUCAAUCCUUGGAUCGCUAGCUGCAGUCUACAUAUUGGGCGUUCCCGCGGAGGUUUAUCUUGAUGGUAUCCAACAAUGGCAUCUGUUUGUGAUCCCCGUCAUUGUAGCAUGUAUUAUCACUGCCGUAUUCUUUGUGCCUUUAUUCUAUCCUCUCAAUGUAGCCAGUGUAUACGAGUAUUUAGAAGUGCGAUUCAAGUCCAAGAUUCCAAAGCUUUGUGCAGAUGUUUCUCUUAUUCUAGCUAUGAUAAUGAACAUAGGUGUGUCUCUCUUUACUCCCGCUACAGCACUUCAAGCAGUUACUGGAUUUCCCGACUAUGGAUCCAUUUUGCUGUGUUCUGCAAUUGCAAUUUUCUACACAACCACGGGUGGCUUGAAAGCAGUUAUUUGGACUGAUGCUUUCCAAACAGUAUUUACCCUGGCCGGGUUAUUGGCGCUCGUCAUACAGGGAACCAUCAAAGUUGGAGGGUUUGGAGAAGUCUUUGAAUGGGCUGGUAAAGGACAGCGUCUUGAAUUCUUCAAUUUUGACCCUGACCCUACAGUACGAGUGACGUUCUGGGGAUGCAUGGUUGGAGGACUCUUUGGUUGGCUUGGAUACUAUGCAGUGAGUCAGUCUACUUAUCAGAGAUAUGCCUCUUUACCAACGAAGAGGAAGGCAAUUUUGUCGGUAUUCUUGAACAGUCCCGGUAUCCCCAUUUUAAUGACAGUAACGUGUUACGCUGGGCUCGUCAUAUAUGCCUACUACGCUAAAAUGGGCUGCGAUCCCCUAAACGCAGGACAAAUUGAUAACAUUAACCAAAUCACGCCUUAUUUUGUGAUGGAAAUCUUGGACAUUCCUGGGAUUCCUGGAUUGUUUGUCUCGACCCUGUUCAGCGGUACUCUUAGCACGUGCUCUGCGUCUCUCAGUGCCCUCUCUUCCGUCACAUUUGAAGAUAUCAUUAGGUGGAAGUGGACCGACCUAAAGCCAAAACAAGAGUUGUGGAUCACUAGGAUACUUGUGGUGGUAUAUGGAAUACUUGGAGUUGGGUUCGCCAUGAUUGUUACAACCCUUGAAGGAACCGUCUUGGAGUUCGCCCUCAGUUUCACCGGGGCUAUUAGCGGUCCUGUCAUUGGAUUAUUCGUACUAGGGGCGGUUUUCCCAUGGGCUGAGAAAUGGGGCACAUUGGUUGGAACAGUGGUAUCCAUUGGGCUCUUGGGAUGGAUGAUUGUAGGAUCAUACACCAUAGAUCCUGAGGCUAUAAGGUUUGUCUUGAAACCUUUAGACACCUCCAUGUGUCCCAGUAACACAGAUGUGAACGUGACAACUAUGAUGACAAUGAUUGACACAACCGUACAAUCGACCCCACCCCCGAUGGUGUUCCGUGAUAGGACUGGUUUAGAGAUCUUUUAUUCAAUCAGCUACCUGUGGUACCCGAUGAUCGGCUGUGUCAGUUUGGUCAUCGCUGGCCUAUUCACUAGCUGUAUUGUAGGUGUGACUAAAUCCGAAGAUGUGGAUUCCUCAUUGCUGAUGCCUUGUGCUAAUACAUGUUGCUGCUGUCUUCCACAGAGUACCAUAGACUGCUUGCAAUGUGGCGUCUUCUAUGCUACCGAAUCAAAUACAAAUGCAUUCGACCGUGAUGAUCGAUCAGUGACGGUAGUGAAAGAGAGUGAUAUAAUUAAGGAGACUGCAUUGGACACUACCACGUACGAAAAAUACGGCAAUGAAAUUGAACUAGACAAUGUUGAGUAUAAGACAAUGGCUAACAACAACAAUGUUAUCAUCCACAAUGGACCUGUAAAGGAUGAUUAUUACAUCAGUGUGAUUGAUGCUUAUGAAGAACGCAAGCGACCUUUCGCUGAUGCUGAGAAAAACAUCAAUAGUAUUGCAAAUGGCGUGGACAACAAGGCAUUUGAUAAGGACAGUCCAACCAGAAGUUCUAUCAAAAGUAUCACCCCCGAUUAUAUGUAAUUAUGAGAUGGUCAACUGAUUGACAUAUUAUACAUGUUACAUUUGACAACAAUGAAAUGAAUAAAUCUUUAUGUAAUCACAUCAAAA
Messenger RNA from Owenia fusiformis, 2364 nucleotides. The record is from the annotation of a GenBank genome assembly. NCBI's taxonomy places the organism in Eukaryota, Metazoa, Annelida, Polychaeta, Sabellida, Oweniidae.